Messenger RNA from Bolinopsis microptera, 5126 nucleotides. RefSeq lists its product as uncharacterized. The record is from RefSeq and is a predicted model, not a curated record. Gene Ontology annotation, biological process: interstrand cross-link repair; double-strand break repair via synthesis-dependent strand annealing. Bases 1 to 4758 code for a protein of 1585 amino acids. Lineage: Eukaryota; Metazoa; Ctenophora; Tentaculata; Lobata; Bolinopsidae. Gene Ontology annotation, molecular function: four-way junction helicase activity; four-way junction DNA binding; 3'-5' DNA helicase activity. The transcript has 17 exons.
AUGAAAGUGGUGAGAACCUGUGAGGAGAACAUGGUGUACCUGAAUAUUACAGUUUCUACUUGCUCUGCCACGGUGCUAGCACGAACAAAGUUGCUGGAAGGAAAGAAAGGUAACAACAGUACGAAGAGCAAACUUCUCAGAGAUCAAGAUUUCUUGUCUCUUGUUGAUAAGAUCCAGCGAUGGAGAAACAGCGGCAAAGCUGUCGAGCUUAACAAUGUCCCGUUCGUGGACCACCCGAAGCUCCCUAAACUACUAGACAUCCUAACAAAACAUUUCUCUAAUUGUGACGAACAUACUCGGGCCAUGGUGUUCUCCUCCUUUCGAGACAGUGUUCAUGACCUAGUGAAGAGGAUAAACUCCCACUCCGACAAGAUCCGGAGCACCAUGUUCAUAGGUCAGAGUGGAGCAAAUGGUCUAAAACAGAAACAACAACUUGAGACUGUGUCUGAGUUUAAGAAGGGCACGUUUAAUGUCCUGGUAGCUACCUGCGUGGGUGAAGAAGGACUGGAUAUUGGAAUGGUGGAUCUGAUUAUUUGUUAUGAUGCAAGUGCGUCACCCACUCGGUUGGUGCAGCGCAUGGGAAGAGCCGCGCGCAAACGUGAUGGUUCCAUCGUGGUUCUGCUGACAGAGGGGAAAGAAGAGAACAUAUUCAAGAAGAGUGUAUCGAGUAAGAAGAGCGUAUCAAAAGCAGUGUUUACGAAGUUGAACAAGUUGGCCCUGUACCCCAACAACCCAAGAAUGAUUCCCCGUCAUCUCAACCCUACACCUGAUAAACGCGUGUUGAAGCCGCUGGAAUUCAAGACUCCACCACCAAAAACUAGGCAGAAAAGUUUGGUACAGAAAAAGAAGUGCCCCUUUCUGUCCAGUACGCAAUACAACAGCUAUGUAGGAUCCGAGGGGGAUAAAGUUGAUCUUGACAAAUCAGCGACAUUCUCGUUAACGGAAUGCGUUUCAAAGUGGAUACACUGGCAGGGCAUAGAGCACCCAACUUUUGAUAUCGAGCACUCUAUGAGCACGCUUACUUUCGUCCAUAUUAUGACCGUAAACGACUUUUUCAAAGCCGAGAGUGCGGCAAUAGACAACUAUGAAGAUGAGAUGGCGCAGUAUCUUGAUCUGAACGACGUCGUUAUAACGAAAAAGAAAACCUCUGUAGAUGAAUCUGAACCAUCUAUACCAAUCUCGACGCAACCUGUAAAGAAAAAGGACAAACGCCCCAAAAUCGUCAUAUCAGACGAUGAUGAGUUUGAAAGUAAAACUACCAAAAAGCAGAGCAAGCUAAAUUUUGGGUCCAAGCCUAGAGAGUCCCUCUUUUCUUGUCUGACAAGCGAUAAGAGUCAGAAGAGUGUAUUACAAAUACAGGAUCCUGUAGCGAAGUUUUGUGAUACGGAGGAUAUAUUGCAGGAAGACUCAGUAGAGAAUUCUCGAUCCAAUUCCCCAAAAAAAGAGCAGGUGGAAGCAUAUAUACCAGAUAUACCAGACAUACCAGAUAUACCAGACGUGGUUGACGUCCAGCAUGAUGUCUCCUUUGAGGAUGUCAUCUCUCAAAGAAAUUGUGAUUUUCCUGCAAACGAAAACUGCGAUGAAGAAGCUUGUUUGAAUGAUGAUGAGGAACUUGAAUCAGAUGAAAUAGUCCAAAGCCCUAGAUACCUUACUCAAGCAGAUGACCUUAAGGACCUGAAUGAAAAUGAACUCUCGGUCAGCCUAUUCGAAGCCAUUAACGAAACCUGGGACUUUGAGUUGUCUCAAAAAGGCCCGGACUUGAUCGAGGUUCCCGCUCCUCCAUCACAGGUUCCUUCUCUUGAACUAUCAGAUUUUAGUUUGUUCAGCUCACAGCAACACGCUACUAUAAAUCCAGCUCCAACUUCCUCAGAAAAUGACUCGGUAUUGGAAAGAUCUAAAGUUCCGUUGUGUCCGAAACCUGGGGUUUCAGAACUAUCUUCUGAUUCUGACAAGUUCUCGGAUGAUAUCGAGGACACACUGAUUGAAAACAGUUGUUCCAAACUGAAUCCUCAGAACAAUGCACUUUUUGAAUCUCUAGCUAAAAUGGAAAAGCAACAAAGUGUAGCCGACGACGACCUGGACCUCAUGGACGAGACUCCAGAUAUAACCUUUUCAGACGUUCUCACGCCACCAGAUAGACCGGGAGCAGACGAAGCGAACGUAUUGAGGGACGAUGAAAAACUUGAUGUGCAGUCCCCGUGUGUGGGUGUGGCAACUCCAGCUCACAAUAGACCAUUUCAACCACUAGAAUCUUCAACUCCAGCUUUGGUCAAACCGUCUGCUCCGUUAUGUGAACCGAGAACAGGACACAAAGGGUUUGUAACUCCUCAGAUCAAGCAUUGUUUAAUGAGAGUUAAAAAGAAACCAGACUUACUGGACAAGAAUUCAUUACCCCAAGACUCUCCAAUGCCAUCUACAAACAACACAACGAACGAGGACUCUCCUUUAAAUGUUGGUAAGAGGAAGAGACGAUGCAACAUUCUGUGCACUCAGAUUCCAACCAAUUCAGAAGAUUUUGACAUUUCUAACGACAAAAAGAAAAGCAGGUUGUUCUCGCCCGAUAAGCCUCUUAUUGUUCAAAGAAAUUCAGAAAAAGAAAAUAAAUCCAAGCCCAACCAAUUCAAGACCAAGGGUGGUGCAGCUGCGAACCCAUUCAUCAUCACUGAAGCUAAUCUCUCUGGUGAUGAUGAUUCUGAUGAAGGAUCUGAUGAGGACUUAAUGAGUAGUUCUCUGGAAGAUUUUAUUGAUGAAGAAGAGCAACCAACAGUCAGUGAAUCGCUGUAUUUACGAGAUAUAGCACAAUUUAAACCACAAACCGUCAGAACGGUUGGGAACAAGUUCACAGGAAAUGUCUUCUCUCAAGAUCCCAGAUUAGAUUGCCAGGGUCAUGAGGUGGACGAUGAGUUGGACGGCUUCGUUUGUGAUGAUGAGGAGUACAGUUUGUUGGACGAUGAUUUCGAGGAGACAGCAGUAUUCACCCAGCAGUUACAACAUCGGACGCCAACUCCUGCUACAAAUAAAAAACGGAAGCGAAGAGUAAAGGAAUUCGCAGAAUCGCCUGUAACUCCAGUGGCUAUUACCAGAAAUCCCUCUGUAACAGUAACACCCAAAGGAGUCAGCCCUCUCAGCCGGAAGGUCAGCAGUUCCUCUUGGAUGGCGAGAACUCCAAAACGUUCAGAUUUCCCAGAUUUUACCGGGAAGAAGGAAGAAGAGGAAAACAAAUCCGCUCGUUCUAAAAUAGCGGGAACCAGUGAUAGCCCGAACAUUUCCUCAUUUUUAAUAGGAUUGGAUGAUUUGUUGUCUGAUAAUGAUGAUAAACCCGACUCUAAUGUAGCCGGUGCAGAUGAUGAUGACGAAGACUUCGAGAUAUCAACUUAUACCAAUCGGUCUAAGUCCACCAAGAACAAAACAAAGUCCAUCAGCAAAAACAAAACUAUCAGAAAGUCAAAAGACCGUUCAGUUAAUGCAGGGAAAGUAAAGCAGGAAGACACUACUUUCGACCUGUUUGGAGAUUCGUUUGAUGAGAGUAUGAUAGACGCAGCAUGUAAAACAAUCAAUCAAAAUACUGCAAAAACAUCUGUAAGCAAGCAAACAAACUCCUCUGACCAAAAGAUAGCAUCUCAGUUUAAUAUUGAUAUGGAUGACUUGCUAUCAGAGGAGGAGUUAGAUCAAACAAAACCUGUGCCUGAAUCAUUUUGUUCUAAACCUAAACUUGGAGAUAAGAUUGUCAGAGCUGCUAAAUCGUGGGGCCCUCCUGAUACCACCAAAAUGACUGCUUCUCAGUUUAAUAUUGAUCUUGAUGAUUUGUUAUCAGAAGAGGAAUCAGAUCAAAUAAAACCUGUACUUGAACCAUCUAUUUCUAAACAUAAACUUAAAGUUAAUAAUUCCAAGACGGCGGCACCUCCUGAUAGCACCAAAAUGACUUCUUCUCAAUUUAGUAUUAACGUAGAUGACCUCCUGAGCCCUGGACCUCCCCUUAAAGUAACCAGUACUUCUGUUCCCCCUCUUGAUGGAGGAAUUUCUUCUAACAACAUUGCGAUUUCAAACCUGCGGUUAGAUUCAGAACCAAUACCAACGACUUUCAAAAACUGCUUAGUGUUCGCGAGAACAAAGGUCAUAUCCAAUAAUCAAAUAUGUACGAUACUACGUACACGGUUCCAGAUAAAAGUGGAGAUAAGAACGGACCUUGGUAACUGUGACUACGUGGUCAAUUCCAACACUGCAAUUCUCCGGAUCAACCUGCUUGACGUGUACAAAGGAGUGUCAGAUCUGGUAGCCCGCGUACAGACUCUACACAGAUCCUUCAAACACAUAGUUCUCAUAAGUGAGAUGCCCCAAAUACCUCCCGGUAAAACGAAAAAGAUGUUAGGUCGGGGAGAGGCUUACGAUGCGGUGAGAUUUGCUGUGACAGAACAGAAACUGAAAAACUUCAACACUUCUCUUCUUCUUUCGGAGAAUCAGGAUGAAACAGCGGGAAUAAUAUCAAGAUUUAUACGGACGGAGGAUUCCCAAAUAAUCCCAGACUCGCCGCUCACUGAGAAACAGAUGGCAUUGGAAAAGUUCCUGUCCACAAUCCCCUGCAUGAACCACGGAAACGCCAGACUUAUGACCCUCAAAUAUUCUUCUCUUUCUUUAAUUUUGUCCAGCAAAGCUGAGGACAUCAGUAAACACAGCGGUAUGAGUCGGCUGAACACGGCGCUGUUCAUCAAAUACUGUAAAACAAACGUCAGAGACCAGGUAAACCACGUGACCUCGUGACCAGAUCAACCACGUGACCUCGUGACCAGAUCAACCACGUGACCAGAUCAACCACGUGACUUAAACGGAACACCUUCAGACAAUCUCAGACUUCAAUUUCGGUCAGUGUAUUUUGCACUCAGUGGACUCAAUUUUGUCCUGCAGAUCUUUCAGUUCGCCGAACAUAGUUCAAAAAUAACAGCAGAUGGAACAGGAUUCAACAAAGGACAUACAUUUUUUAACAUUUCGUAAAUAUUUUGAAAUUCUGCAGAAAUGGAGAUUUUUAUUGAGAUUAUUAUUAUAUACUCCAAAGUCGUUUGUACAUUUAUUUCGAAUUAAUCACCACAGCUAUAUAGUUGUGUUGCUCUUGUUACCCAGUUACAAAUUAC